Messenger RNA from Coniophora puteana RWD-64-598 SS2, 1482 nucleotides. RefSeq lists its product as uncharacterized. Lineage: Eukaryota; Fungi; Basidiomycota; Agaricomycetes; Boletales; Coniophoraceae. The record is from RefSeq and is a predicted model, not a curated record. The transcript has a single exon. Bases 1 to 1482 code for a protein of 493 amino acids.
AUGGAGCAUACAUCCGCAUUUAUGGGUCCAGCCAAGGCGCCUUCCCCGUCUUCGAAGACCCAAGGCAACAAUCGUAAACGCACGUCUUCAGCUUCCUCCAACGAUCGCGGAGGAAACGCAUACGAUGAUACGCCUUCAUUAGGCUCCCCGGAAACAAAACCUCCUCGAAAGAUCCGUCGAUUGCUCGAUCUUCGGGGUGGCAGCCUGUCUGAAUCUUGUUCUCCGGCUGUUGGAGAGGCUGAGGCGAUCCAAUUCCUCGACAAUCUCGUACCGGGCCUUAGUACGUCUCGCUUUCCACCUCCUGAAAUGUCCUCGGAUCCGUCGAUGGGGGCACAGAUCACCCCAUACCUGCUUAAUGACGACAGCAUAUAUGCACCUACGGAGACAUCUGCGUUCGUCCGUGCCCUGAACAGAGCUGCGGAGGUCGCUACGCACAGUGACCCAACGCAUACAUCUACCGAUUCUGCCAGGAUCCAGCCCCCUUCGGCACACCAGCCUCUCAUCCAUCAAGUCGACUCUAGAGGAGCGCCCGAAGAGGCUGUACCGGAUCUGAUACACCCGCCCGAGAUCCCUAGACGCUCAUAUCACCCAAUCACAUUGCAGUACCGCGGCUACGCCUUCGAGUACGACCUCGCGCUGCUUCCUGAUGACGCCGAAACCGGUAUUGCACUUCUCAGGACCACAAUGAGCGAUCCAGGCAUGUGGUUGAUGUUUGGCGCGCACUAUAGACGCACAGGGCGGCCCCAAGCUGCUCGUGCGGUCGUCAAGACUCUUCUCGACACGCAGGCCAGCGAAGAAGGCGGUUUAGCUGGCUUUACUCAGGAUACUGUCCACGCAACCGUGGCGCUUGCUCGGCCUGCAAGACUUCUUUUGGCAGCCUGCGAGAUGGAGCUCGGACGCAGCACGACAGAUCCGGCGGCUAAGAAGGCGCACAUGGAUACGGCUCAGUCGCUCUUCCGAACCGUGUAUGGUAGUGCUUGCUCGAACUUGGAGAGCGUCCUCGGGAAGCCCAUCUCUCCGCCUUGUCCUCCUGGGGUCAAUGUGUCCGGAUCGUCUCUUACACGCCCUCCGCCCGCCCCACCGAGUGUACCCAGGCAAGUCAGACCUUCGGUUGCCUCCGACGUUGCACCCCUAGAGACCGAAGCAAAAGGACGCAUAGAAUCAAUGACAUUGCAGGUUCGAGCUACAUCUGAGGAGAACGCUUCGUUGCGGCGUGAGCUAGACAUCAUGCAGCGUGCGCGAGACCGGGUGGAACGGCAGCUGAGCGGGGCAGAGCGUGACACACGCGAGCUCGAGCGGCGCCUUUCCGACACAAAAGAAGACUUGCGUGAUGCGAGACGGAGGAGGGAAGAUGCGGAGAGGAGAGCGGAGGAUCUGGAGAAGCAGGUUCGAGGUACAGAGGAAAGUGUGUGGGGCCGUCUUAGAGAGGCGCUAAGGGGAAACGGCGGCAGGGGACUAGACACGCAUAGUGGGAGGUCUUGA